AUGGCAAACGAAAAUGAUUUAAUCACUACAGAUCAAUCAAUUGGGAAACUGGUUACAACUAUCGAUGAUUUAAUGUCUGAAGUUGACUCGGACAUUGAAAAUUUAUCAAACAAAUCAUACCAAUGGUUAUGUGAAAGAGCGAUCAUUUCACCGAGAAAUUCUACAGCAGAGGAAAUUAACAACAAUAUUCUUCAAAAGUUUGUAGCUGAUUCUCAAGAGUACCUCUCUAUUGAUUCAAUCAUCGCAUCUGAAGAUGUUGUUAAUUAUCCUCAGGAAUUUUUAAACUCCUUAACUCCAUCAGGACUUCCACCCCACAAGUUGAGUUUGAAAGUUAGAGCUCCGAUUAUGCUACUACGUAAUCUUCAACUCCCGAACCUGUGUAAUGGAACCAGACUGCAAAUUAAAACUCUACGAAAUAAUAUUAUAGAAGAUACUAUUUUGACAGGUCCAGCAUCAGGACCAAUAGCUUUUAUUCUAAGAAUUCGGAUGAUACCAACUGAUUUACCUUUUCAGUUUAAGCGUUAA
Messenger RNA from Copidosoma floridanum, 525 nucleotides. RefSeq lists its product as uncharacterized. The record is from RefSeq and is a predicted model, not a curated record. Lineage: Eukaryota; Metazoa; Arthropoda; Insecta; Hymenoptera; Encyrtidae.